AUGACUACCGGUCAUCGUCUCACCAGGCAUCAAAGGCACCCGUGGCAGAAGGCGGGGGACCUGGCAGCUACAGCGGUACUGCGUAACGGGGGUGGGGCUGCCAGGUCUCUUCCUGGCUGCGGCUUCAGGCACUGGCAACCCCGGCCCUAUGUGGGUGAAUCUGCCCUUUUCUAUGUGGUGGUGGGCCGCUGGAGUAGCGGCCCACAUCCAGAGGGCCAAAGAGCUCGCCCAAGGAGGAACCUCUGUCGCGGCUUGAAGACCUGCUCCCACUGCAAGCACGAUGCUGACAAAGAUGACCGAGGACUUCGCAACAUGUGCAGCAGUUGGAGAGCGGAUUGGAAGAGCUCUUGCCACAGUUGGUAG
Molecule: messenger RNA, 363 nt
Organism: Cladocopium goreaui
Lineage: Eukaryota; Dinophyceae; Suessiales; Symbiodiniaceae
Source: the annotation of a GenBank genome assembly